This is a messenger RNA of Ilex paraguariensis (yerba mate), 990 nucleotides long. The record is from the annotation of a GenBank genome assembly. NCBI's taxonomy places the organism in Eukaryota, Viridiplantae, Streptophyta, Magnoliopsida, Aquifoliales, Aquifoliaceae.
AUGGCUAGCAGAACUCACGUUUUAGUUGUCCCUUUCCCUGUACAAGGUCACAUAAAUCCAAUGCUGCAAUUCUCCAAGCGCUUAGCCUCGAAAGGUCUGAGGGUCACUCUGGUCACCAUCACCAUUAGCAAGUCUAUGGAAUCCCAAACCAGCUCGGUCAAGAUUGAGUCUAUUUCCGAUGGCUUUGAUGAAGGUGAGAAACUGGAGGGCCAUGCUGGUUUCAUCAAACGUAUGAUGCUACUACUCUGGCAAUGUUUGCCCGAGCUCAUUGAGAAGCAAAAAAGCACUGGCUACCCUGUCAAAGUCCUUGUAUAUGAUUCAAUCAUGCCAUGGGCUCUAGAAAUAGCCCACAAGCUAGGUGUAUGUGGAGCUUCAUUCUUAACUCAAUCCUGUGCUGUUUGUGUUAUCUACUACCAUAUGCACCAAGGGACUUUGAAAACAUCUUUAAAGGGGUUUACGGUAUCAUUGCCUUCCAUGCCACGCCUGAGGAACGAAGAUCUACCCUUUUUCAUCUAUGACAAUGUCUCAUACCCCGAUGCGUUGAGGUUCCUCGUCGAUCAAUUCUCGAAUUUCCAGGAUGCGGAUUGGCUUUUGAUUAACACAUAUGACAAGCUAGAAGAUGAGCUUCAAGUUUUGGCUCACUACGCUGUGGGAUGCUUUAUGACUCAUUGUGGGUGGAACUCAACACUGGAGGCAUUGAGCUUGGGAGUGCCAUUGUUGGCGAUGCCACAGUGGACAGAUCAACCAACUAAAGCAAAGUUUAUUGUGGAUGUAUGGCAAGUGGGAAUUCGACUAAAGGUUGAUGAAAAGGGAACUGUUAUAAGGGAAGAAAUAGAGAACUUUAUAAACGAAGUCAUGGAGGGAGAAAGAGGGAAGGAGCUUAAAAGAAAUGUUGUGAAGUUGAAGGAAUUGGCUAAAGAAGCAGUAGAUGAAGGCGGAAGCUCUACGAUAAACAUUGAAGAAUUUGUUUCAGAAGUUCUAAGCACUUGA